AAGAGUUUAUCAUUAGUUUUGUAAUAUUGGUUGACCCCUGACGGCGGAGUAACUGCGAUAUCUAAGAUUGUUAUUUAUCAUGUGCAAAGUGCCGAGUUAGCAGUACGUUCUAGUAUUUUUAGUGGGAAAGUCAACACUGUUUUACUCCAUUUAAGUGAAAUGCAGAUUUUGGGACUCACAAGAUUACAGCAUGCUUCAAACUAUUCUAUCUUCCUUUCUUGCCACAAUGUUAAACACGGUCUUCGGCACAGUAGUAACUCAAAGGGAAAGAUAAUAGCUAUCAGAAGAGAAGAUCAGUCGGUAUGGGAACGACGAGCUCCAUUGGCUCCGUCAAACGUUCGGCGUUUAACGAGAGCUGGAGUCAAAGUUAUCGUGCAACCCAGCAACAGACGAGCAUAUCCUAUGCAGUCAUACCUUGCGGCUGGUGCUUCGUUACAGGAAGACAUCAGCGCAGCAUCUGUUAUUUUUGGAGUAAAACAAGUCCCCAUUGAUCAGCUAAUACCCAACAAGACUUAUUGCUGUUUCACCCACACCAUAAAAGCACAGGAAAGUAAUAUGCCCCUCCUGGAUGCUAUCCUAGAGAAGAAUAUUCGGUUAUUGGACUUUGAAAAGCUCACCGAUGACACCGGUCAGCGAGUUGUUGCUUUUGGAAAGUACGCCGGAGUUGCAGGAAUGGUCAAUAUUCUGCACGGACUUGGACUGAGAUUAUUGGCGCUAGGACAUCACACUCCGUUCAUGCAUAUCGGACCAGCGCAUAAUUACAGAAACUCAUCAAUGGCUCGCCAGGCAAUACGAGACGCCGGUUACGAAGUGGCUCUGGGCGCUAUGCCAAAAUCUAUAGGACCUCUGACUUUUGUAUUCACUGGGAGUGGGAAUGUGAGUCAAGGGGGCCAAGAAGUUUUCCAAGAACUACCACAUGAAUAUGUCCCUCCAGAAAUGUUGAGGAAAGUUGCUGAACAUGGCGAUAUAAACAAAAUAUACGCCUGUGAAGUGAGACGGAGACAUCACCUAGAGCGAAAGGAGGGAGGUGGUUUUGAUCCAGAGGAAUACGAUAAGUAUCCUGAGCGAUACAUCUCCACUUUUAGCAAGAAAAUUGCACCAUACGCAUCCGUUAUUAUAAACGGAAUUUAUUGGGCGCCUGACUCACCAAAAUUACUUACAAUACCUGAUGCAAAAAACUUGCUCAGACCAGCUCACACGCCUUGGCUUCCAACUAGCGUAGGAGCUCCUGCACUUCCGCACAGAAUGCUAGCGAUAUGCGACAUAUCCGCUGAUCCUGGUGGUAGCAUAGAGUUCAUGAAUGAGUGUACAACCAUCGACACACCAUUUUGUUUAUACGACGCAGAUCGUAAUAAGGACACCAAGUCGUUCAAAGGUCCCGGGGUAUUAGUAUGUUCGAUAGACAAUAUGCCUACUCAGCUUCCAAGAGAGGCAACAGAUUUCUUCGGAGACCUGUUAUAUCCUUAUGUGUCAGAUAUCAUUCAAUCUGAUGCUAAACGGCCAAUGGAGGAACACAACUUCAGUCCCGCCGUCUAUGGGGCAAUAAUUGCAUCCAACGGCAAACUCACUCCUAAUUUUGAAUAUAUCCAAGAACUAAGACAGAUUAAUAACAAAAGUCGGCAUAAGGCUGACUUUGGAGAUACACAGAAUAAAAAGGUGCUGGUAUUAGGCGCAGGAUACGUCUCUGCACCGGUCGUAGAAUAUCUUCACAGGGAUAAAAGCAUAGGGAUCGUAGUCGGCUCCCAGUUGAAAGAUGAGGCAGACUUGUUGGCGAACAAGUAUCCAGGUGUAGAGUCCGUCCUUUUGAACGUUUUAGAAAGACCGGAUACAUUGACGGAGCUGGUUGCUGAAGCAGAUGUAGUAGUAUCUCUGCUGCCAUAUUCUCUGCAUCACGUUAUUGCGAGAACUUGCAUCGAUACCAAGACACAUUUGGUAACAGCAAGUUACAUUAAUGACGAAGUCAAAGCUUUGCACCAGGAAGCAGAGGAAAAAGGUGUAACAAUAUUGAACGAGGUAGGUUUGGACCCGGGAAUAGAUCAUCUUUUGGCAAUGGAGUGUUUUGACGAUGUCCGACAAGCUGGAGGACUGAUCGAGUCGUUUGUGUCGUGGUGUGGAGGACUGCCAGCUCCUGAAUGUUCUUUCAAUCCGUUGAGAUACAAAUUUAGCUGGUCCCCACGUGGCGCGCUGCUCAACACUCUUUCCCCAGCAAAAUACCUACACCAGGGACAGAUAGUCGAAAUCUCUGGAGGUGGUGAUCUCAUGUCAUCUGUACAAGGCUUGACAUUUCUUCCCGGCUUUGCUUUGGAAGGUUUUCCUAAUCGAGAUAGCACCAAGUAUAAGGAUUUGUAUGGGAUUAAUAACGCCACCACCAUCUUACGGGGUACCCUGCGUUUCAAGGGAUACUCAGACACAAUACAGGGAUUACAGCUACUAGGUCUUAUAGACCCAAACCCUGUCCCCAUGCUGCAUCCUAAUGGGCCAGAUAUCACUUGGCGCAUGCUGAUCUGCAAUCUUUUGGGCUUGUCGAAUGACAAUAUUUUCUAUGAAAAUCUGAAAACCAAAUUAGCCGACAGGGUCGGUUCGGAGGAUCGCAUGCAAGCGAUAGAAGACUUAGGACUCUUGAAGGAUGAGUUAGUCCUGAAGUUGAAUACUCCACUAGACACGCUAUGCCAUUACUUAUCAAAAAUGCUUCGCUUGGAGGCAAAUGAGCGAGAUUUGAUUAUUCUCAGACACGAUGUAGGUAUAUUGUGGCCAGAUAACAAGAGAGAAGAAAAGGGCAUAAAUCUGGUUGCAUACGGAGACCCCCAUGGACACUCGGCGAUGGCUCGUGCGGUUGGAUACCCAGUUGGUAUCGCCACCAAAAUGAUUGUCGAUGGUGAAAUACAGCAACGAGGAGUCGUCCUUCCAUUCACUCCUGACAUUUAUCGUCCGAUGCUCAACAGACUGAGAGCGGAGGGUUUGGAAUCCUUUGAAACAUCUAGGUGGCUUUAAGAGCUUGGACGAGCUUUUCAUCGUGGAACUUCUAGCUGAGAUACAAUGAUUUUCAUCUUUAAUAAAAAGUUUAUCGACGACUUUUAAACUAA
Athalia rosae (coleseed sawfly) is the source of this 3083-nucleotide messenger RNA. It is a transcript of the gene LKRSDH, whose product is annotated as alpha-aminoadipic semialdehyde synthase, mitochondrial. The coding region runs from base 160 to 2991 and encodes 943 amino acids. NCBI's taxonomy places the organism in Eukaryota, Metazoa, Arthropoda, Insecta, Hymenoptera, Athaliidae. The record is from RefSeq and is a predicted model, not a curated record. The transcript has 11 exons. Gene Ontology annotation, molecular function: saccharopine dehydrogenase activity. Gene Ontology annotation, cellular component: cytoplasm.